AUUGGAGGAAUGGUUUUUUUAUUAUAGAAAACAAGCAUAAACCGAUGGAUUUUUCUUUGUUAUGUUUCUUGGCAUUGGAGGAGAUGACAAGAACGGCGUUGUUUGCGACUUUAACCAUGACAUCUCAUUGUUUUAGAGGAUCAUUUCUCCUGACUUCCACAAUGAUGCACAUUGCUUAGAUUCUUGAACCAGAAGAAGAUCCCUAUGUCAUUAUUACAAGACAGCCAAGUUCUGCGUUUUCGUAUAAACUCGAUCAAGGUAACAGGGUUUCUCUUUUAAUCUUGGUUAGUGAGGACUACAGAAGACUAAUGUCAGAAGCACAGGAUCAGUUAGAGAUCAGGUUUCGAUUGAACGACGGGUCAGACAUUGGUCCUAAAACCUUCUCAACUUCUACUAGUGUUUGCACUUUGAAGGAAAGCAUCCUUGCACAAUGGCCUAAAGGGAAGGAGAACGGUCCGAGAACAGUGAAAGAUGUGAAGUUAAUAAGUGCUGGUAAGAUAUUGGUGAACAGUAGAACAUUAGAAGAGUGCAAGACCCCAAUAUGCGGUCUAACAGGAGAAGUUACAACCAUGCACGUUGUUGUCCAACCCCCACCCACUCAAGGAGGUAAAAUUUUGAUCCUGAGCAAUUCAAUCUUAGUUCUUGAACAGUCGAUGGUCAAUUUAUUCUCGGUAGUUUCAUAUUUAGAUCUUUCUGACAUUUAUUUAUUUUAUAAUUAUAUCCUCCUUUUGUUGUGAUUAAACAGAAAAGAGAUCAUCAGAUCAACUGCAGAAUAGAUGUGUUUGUGUCAUCUUGUAAGUUGCAAUAAGAAAUGUAGUGCUAUUUUGAGUUUCCUCCCCUUCCAAGAUCGCUAAUUAGCGUUUUCUCCCCAAAAAGAUUAAAAUUAGUGUUUCCUCCUAUCAUCAACUAUUCCAUCCAUUGCUCCGUUAGGCGAGACAACACCUUUGCACGCGUGGCAAAAACUGUACACGUAUUUCGUGACCUUCCCAAAAUACCCUCGACUAAAAACACUCUUUAAUCCCCUCCGUUCACUCCCAAGAUCAAUGACAGUAGCAGAAACUCUAAACCUGCUUUCUCGCUCAAGUUACAACCCAAAACCCAUCACAGAUUCGUACCAGUUUCUGCGAAAUUCUAAAUCCAACCUACCCAACACUAUUGGUCCUAGUAGAACUCUAAAAUACCAUUUAAUCCUCUCCAUCGAUCAUCAAUAACUAACGGCAGUAACAAAGUUCAGGCCAAACAUUCUGUCCAACCCUCUAAUGAUUCACAUCCAUCUCCGUGUAGUUCUUGACUCUUCUAACCCAUCUCAAUCAGCGACAGCGACUCAAGCUUUACUGGCUUGAGCUCUUGGCAGUGAACUAGGAGAAAAUGUUCGUUCAGCUAAUUUGUCGAACAUUUGAAAUGCAAUCUGGUGGUGUUUCUACGCACUAAGAAACCAUCUUUUUCUAUACCUAUUCAAAUCCCUGCCAACCCAUUCAACACAGACCCAAUGUUCUAAACAUAUUAAACUUCUAAGACAUUCAUUAAUCUGCACCAUUCAUUCAAUCAUCAUUAUCAACAUCACACCAUAUCUUCUCUUGUUCAACUGAUUUUUAAGUCUUGAAAUGCUCAUUACUUCGAAACCCAUAAUUCUUAUAGUUUCGAACUUCUGGAUUACUCUUCAUUCUCCUCCAAUUAUACUCCAACAGAACUCAAAGAUUGCCUCCACCCAUCUCCGUUGAUCAUCAAUUUGAACAACAACAUCUUGGUUAAUUUCGGUUGUAAGAGAAUCACCUGACCAUUUUCAAUUGCUUCAUCCAAAUCCUCUUCAAGCUUGUAUUAAAUUCAAAUCCCCCCAAAUAAUCCUGCUCCCCAGUUCAUAUUAACUACCCUAAUCUUCCAUAGGCACUAUUAAUUUGAAUAGAAAUUUCUAGGAACCCAAAAAUUUGGGUUUUUUCUGAAAUUUCGAAGAAGACAUAAAAUUUCGAGAACAAUGACCGUGAAUAAAUUAUUCGAAUGAAAAUAAGGGAAGAAGAAGAGGAAGAGGAGGUCGAAAAAGAUAAUAACAAUGCCAGAAAAGAAGUGAACCGGCGGGUUUUAGUGUUUCUGUGAAGAUGGGUUUUGAGUUUAAUUGAUAGAAAAACCAGAGGGUAUUUUGGGUAGUAUAUUUAACAUGCGUACAUUUUUACCACUGUAUAUUUAUGCUAACUCAACUAACCGAGUAAUGGAUGAAAUAGUUGACGAUAGGAGGAAACACUAAUUUUAAUUUUUUUGGGAAGGAAACGCUAAUUAGUGAUCUUGAAAGGGGAAUAGCCUAGAAAUGUAUUAAGAAAGAAAUCCGUUUUUAUUAUUUCGGCGUCUUAUGGAGGAUGCAGCACAAAUCUAGCUCAUCCUAUUUGCUUAUAUUAUUUUCCAUCAUUUCUUUAGAAAAUUGUUGCUGCUUGUACAUUUUGUAUUUGCUAUCCCUACAUCAACUAGACAUGUAUUCUCUUA
Messenger RNA from Papaver somniferum (opium poppy), 2472 nucleotides. RefSeq names its product membrane-anchored ubiquitin-fold protein 2-like. The coding region runs from base 309 to 737 and encodes 142 amino acids. The transcript has 3 exons. The record is from RefSeq and is a predicted model, not a curated record. Lineage: Eukaryota; Viridiplantae; Streptophyta; Magnoliopsida; Ranunculales; Papaveraceae.